Molecule: messenger RNA, 542 nt
Organism: Amphimedon queenslandica
Lineage: Eukaryota; Metazoa; Porifera; Demospongiae; Haplosclerida; Niphatidae
Product: trafficking protein particle complex subunit 11-like
Exons: 4
Coding region: 77-418 (113 amino acids)
Source: RefSeq, a predicted model, not a curated record
GCUUAUAUUAAAAGGGCAUCCCCCUAAUCCUGAGCCUGGCUUAGAGGAGGUUGAUAGUUCAGAGGAUGUCGGUGAGAUGUGGUACAGUAAUCUUGCAGGUCUGGCAGCUGCUGCUGAAGAAGGCAACGAAGAAAUAAUACUAAUGUCUUCACUGGCCGCUUGUAUUGAGUGUAAGGUUGUAUUCUCUGAUAAUUCUUAUCCCAGUGAUUCUGUUAUUAAACUAACAGUCUAUCUCAGAUCAAAUGCACCCAGUGACUUGCUAAUAAAUAAAAUACAAGUCAUCAUGGAAAACCCAGUAUACAGCAAGUAUUGUGUAACAGUUGGUGAAGUUUGCCUGGAGUCUCAGAAAAUAUCAAAAUUUGAAUAUCAAUUCCCAGCACUUAGUGAAACCAUACAGGUGAUAAUGUGCAAACAAUGAAUCUCAUUAGCUUAAAUUAGGACAACCCGUGAUAGCCUUGUCAUGUUAUAUGCAUUUAUAAGGAGCUCUGCCUGAGAUUGUUUAUUUAAGUUCCUGUCCACAAUAUUUUGUAGAUAAAAAUUUU